Rotaria sp. Silwood1 is the source of this 351-nucleotide messenger RNA. Lineage: Eukaryota; Metazoa; Rotifera; Eurotatoria; Philodinida; Philodinidae. The record is from the annotation of a GenBank genome assembly.
AUGCCAUGGCCCCAUUUUAAUAAUGUUCGUCAUGAAUGGCAUCGUUAUCAAAUUUGGGGUUUUGAGGGUUGGAACGAGGAUCGACUGAUUCAUUAUGCACAGAACGACCUAAAACAUGCUGUACGUGCAUGGACAGGCAACUGGUUAUUCAUUGGAGAGUGGUCCAUUGCAUCAUCGGCCAAUUUCGACAAAGAAGAUGAUCUGCAUCGCUAUGCUCAAGCUCAACUUGAAGCGUUCAAAGGAGCUAUCGGUGGUUGGACCUAUUGGACAUGGAAAUACUACAAUGAUGAUGGCUCACGAAAUGGAUGGAGCAUGAAAGCCAUGAUCAAUCGAGGUUUCAUACGACUUUAA